AUGCCUUCUACACGGCCAUGCGCGGCCUUCGAGCCAAUGGCGCCCGACUUCGACCUCAAGAGCCUGGUUGAGUCACAAGCGAACUUUGAAUGGGUGGUGCGCAUACACUGCGAUAUGAUCGACCACCAAGGCCUCGAGAACUUUGAAAAGCUGGUCCUGAUCCAUGUCAUACUAGGUGGGAAGCCACUGGUCAUCGAGGGCUAUGAAGGACGCCUCGACCGAUGGACUUUUGCGCUCCAGUGGCUCCGCGACAACUGCGGCUCAAAGGUCGAGAAUGCGCGAGAUCUCACCAAGAAGACUAACAUCCCUUUGACCAUCGGUCACUACCUGAACAACAUGGCACUGUUGACGAACCAAUGGACCCCACAAAACUACAAGGACCCUGAACGUCAGCGGAUGUAUCUCAAAGAUAUCGACUGUCCACAGCUAUGGCGGGACAAGCUGGCAGAGAUCCUUCCGCCUGGCCUCUUCUACCUCAACGAAUCGACCGGCGACGUUGGUGGGUUCGGUGCGGUGGACGAGAACGACUCCAUCCGACCCGGCAUGAAGAAGGGCAGAGGCAUUGCCAAAGCGGGCGAUCUGAUGAGUAGCUUGCCCAAUGAGAUGCGCGCCGAAAAUCUCAUGUGUUACGUGGGCCACGAAGGCACUUACACCCCCGCCCAUCGAGAGAUGUGCGCAAGCCUGGGUCAAAACAUUAUGGUGGAGGCUUCUACUGGUCUCAUCGAAGAUGGCAGACCCACCAGACCUGGCUCCUCAAUCUGGUUCAUGACAGAGAGUAAGGAGCGAGAAGUCGUCUCUGAGUAUUGGCUUUCGCGGCUUGGCCAUGAUAUUGAAAUUGAGAACCAUUUCGCGCAGGUCAAUGCUUGGAAGAACGCUCCUUUCAAGGUUUAUAUCGUUGAGCAAAAGCCCGGCGACUUUAUCCUGAUCCCACCACUCGCUCCACACCAAGUCUGGAAUCGAGGAACCCGAACCAUGAAGGUCGCUUGGAAUAGGACGACUGUCGAGACGCUGGAGAUGGCACUUCAUGAAGCGCUUCCUCGGGCCAGGAUGGUCUGCCGUGACGAACAAUACAAGAACAAGGCCAUCAUCUACUACACCAUGCAGAAAUACUCGAAGCUGCUCCGUCAGGCGGAAAGGACCAGGCAGAAAUCUGUGGGGCCCAAGCAGAAGGCAUCGGGCGACGCCAAGGUCCGACAGCUGGAGAAAGAUUUUCGCAGACUAGAAUUCCUGUUCUCGGAGAUAUUGGUGUCUGAAAGCUUUCUGCCCGAUAAGCCUGAAAAGAAGGUGGAAUUGGUUCCUUAUGACAGUAACAUUACCUGUUCGUACUGUCGCUGCAAUAUCUUCAACAGAUUCCUAACCUGCCCCAACUGCGUUGGGCAAUUGGCAAAUGGAGACGAGGACACAUACGACAUCUGUAUGGAUUGCUAUGCCAUGGGCAGAAGUUGCGCAUGUGUCUCAAAGCUUAGGUGGGUCGAACAAUGGUCAUGGGGAGAGUUGACGCAGAAACAUGAGCAGUGGCGACAACAGAUUCUGCAAUAUGAUGGCAAAAUCACCGAGAAAUCGCCCAGGUCCUUGAAGAUGGAAAUAGACCGACUCGGCACCAAGAGAACCCUGGCGCAAGUUUGUCAGCUUGAAUUGGCAAGGAGACCAUUCCGCGAUAUUGCACGCCCACCAUCCCCUGUACAGGCCGAGGAAGAGGUCGAGGUAGUGGGCGCCGAUGGAAGCGUGAAGAUCAAGAAAAAGGUCAAGCGUACAGACAAGUUCCUCCGAGAGCAUGCGCGCUGUCACACCGACUGUCACUGGGAACCGAAGUGGAAGCAAGCUGCAUGUACCCAGUGCGACAAGCGUUACUGUUAUGGCACGCUGUUCCGUAGAUUCGACAUGAUGCCACAAGAUAUCCUUGCCGAUCCAAACUGGACUUGCCCUAGCUGCAAGCAAAUAUGCAGCUGCCGAAACUGCAGACAAAAGGCCGGCUACGAUUACAAACCUUACACGCCCUCGGGCACUAUGCUGGGCCACAACACAAAAGCAGUCGCGGACCCGCGGUCAGUGGAAAGUCUUGUUGACUUCAGCGUGUCCAAUAUUGGCUGGAUCCAGAAGGCAGACGACGAUCAUGGUGACCAAUCCCGCCGGCUUAAGAAGCGGCGAAAAGAUGCAGAAGCUGCAAAAGCAAAUGAGCCUGAAUUGGGCGAACACUAUGUUGAUGACAGUGCGGACAUGUCUGAUGGUGUGGAAGCAGGUGUUUUACGGCUUGCAGAACAAGAAGGCUUUGCGAUUGACCCAGCGCUGGGUACUGGUGGUGCCCUUACUGACUCGCCUGCUGGAGACGAGGACGACUUCGAUGAAAACCCAGAGAGCGCGAGACGGCUGGGCGAUUCGACCCCUCCAGACUCUCCAGCUGCGCUGCCUGAGGGUGGCGUUAUCAGAGACCUCGAGCAUGCCUACGAUCGGACCGAGGCAAUCACCUACGACUACCCUGACCCUUCAGUGGCUCUCCAAAUUCCUGGCCCUGUCGAGGAAGGACAAACUGUACUGCCGCCGGGCUAUGCACCAGCCAGACCCGAAGAGAGUGGGGAGAUCGAGAUGAUGCGACAGAAGCGCAAACGAGCCAAGACGGACGACGGUGACAGACCUUACAACUAUAAGAAACCGAACACAGAGAAGCAGAAGCAGAGAAAAUCACUCAUUGUGAAGCUGUCAAUACCGAUAGAGAAGCUGAACGAAAUGGGAAAAACGGCCGACCUUGCCAGGCGGCCAUUGAAUGGAACCCUUCAGGUCCCGGCACCCGUCAUCAGUUCCGAUUUGCAGGCGCUCAACGCCGCCGAGGGCAAUCCUCAGGCCUUGCCCAAGAAGAUCAGACGAGAACCGGAGUAUAUCGAGGUGGAACGGGACGACGAGUUCAUGCCUGGAAGAUACCGUGACCGGAGAAAACGUGCACAAGAUGGAGCUCCUCUGCCGCCACCUGACACCGAGAUCACUCGAAGACAGACGCGCAAGCAUCAGACUCGCUAUGAGGAGCCUUCGGAAGAUGAAUUCAACGAGAUGGUCGGACCGAACGACACACGGAACGAAAAAGGCAAGACAACUGCGAAUCCCACGCCUAGCAGUGUCGUCAAAUUAAGUGAUCUUGAACUGAAACCUGAUGCUUCGGAUCUGUCCGAAGAGGAUACAGGGAGUCAUAGCUCCACCUCCAGCCCAGUCGUGGAGAUUGGGCAUCGAAGGCCGAAACCGGCACCAAGAGCAGCCAUGAAGGCUCCUGCACCGGCUGCCAAGAGUGGUGUCGAUCGUCCAGUCAGCAAAGACUCCACAGCAGAAGAAAGCGAGAGGUCAUCGUUGUCCACUUCUCCAGCAUUGCCUUCCAAGGGAGCCAACCUGGCGAAGCCAACUUCAACCGCUCCGGCGAAGACUGCCGCUGAAGCCGAGGCACAGGCGAAUCGAAGAGCAAAGAUGGCUUUGAUCGAGUCAAUGGAGUACGACAGUGAUGGUCUUGAUUAUUCAUGGUCGCAAGAAUCGGUCUCAGACGAGCCCACAACGAAUGGGAGAGCGUCCGGUCUACCUCAACCGGCACCCAACAUGCAGUCAGCCACUGAUACCGAAAAAUCGAUCAGCGGCUCCCCGAGCGUCGAAUCCGUGAAGAAGCCCGUCAUCGUUAGUAAUGUGAAGGCGUCGGCCGCGGACUGGGUUGAUAGUGAUGAUUCAGAUGAUGAUGGCAUGCCAACUGGGGGAGCCUGGGCCUCGAUCAAUGGCGGAGCUGCAACCGCGCGUCGGACAGUCGCCAUGAAGACUACUAACCACGUCGGUAGUGGACCGGUCAAGAGGGGCCGGGGCAGGCCGCCAAAAAAUCCAAAGUGA
This is a messenger RNA of Cladophialophora yegresii CBS 114405, 3852 nucleotides long. RefSeq lists its product as uncharacterized. Lineage: Eukaryota; Fungi; Ascomycota; Eurotiomycetes; Chaetothyriales; Herpotrichiellaceae. The record is from RefSeq and is a predicted model, not a curated record. The transcript has 2 exons. The coding region runs from base 1 to 3852 and encodes 1283 amino acids.